UGCUCAAGCUCCAUGGAUUAUGCUCGUUCAAGGAGGUCCUUGAGUCGACAAAUCUCGGGGUAUAAGCGUAUGCUUCUCGGAGCUCGACUCCGUCGUCAUCCCCCAUGGCACGGACAUCUUUAGAGUUGUCGACACAGGACGGUGCAAUACGCGUGCUCGCUGCAGGGAUUCGAAGCGGCCAGAGACUGGCGGAUAUGCGGCCGAACGGCAGACCGGGAUGGACAGAGUCCAGCCAUUUGGUCGAUGGAGAGGGAAAUCCUUGCUCGUCCCUUGUGGAAUCUCAAGCUCGGCUUGCCGGGGGGCUCCUGGUCACUGCUGCCUCUCCUAGCGCGGAGAAGAUACGAGGGUCCUCUCUGCCCCUUCCCAUGCUGUCUGUCGCAUGGCCCCCAGUACAGUACACACGGCGCAGUAUUUGGUACUUUGCAUCUCUCUUCCCGCAGCGCUUUGAUCAAAGUUCAAGUAGUAGGCAAGGUAGAAUCAAUCCAUUGGUAGUGGUACAUCAGUACCAACCUGUGAAACCAUGGCUCAUUCAUCUCAACAUCUCACGCCGUGGCGAUCCGCGCUUCGUGGUUAAAGCGACGCUCCGAACCCAGAAAAUAUGUCAGCGCCAAGACUGCGGUUGAAACGGCGACUUUGCUUCCUCAGACGGCGUUACCAGUGUACGAGUACUCGUUAACCUCGCCAUAGCCGUUAAUCUCAUCGAGUCCUUACUGCAGAGGGAAUGGGCACUUCAGAUGCCAGUGCAGUAUUACGAUGUACUCGUACUCUGGCA
Messenger RNA from Trichoderma harzianum CBS 226.95, 772 nucleotides. RefSeq lists its product as hypothetical. The transcript is spliced from 3 exons. The coding region runs from base 105 to 623 and encodes 172 amino acids. NCBI's taxonomy places the organism in Eukaryota, Fungi, Ascomycota, Sordariomycetes, Hypocreales, Hypocreaceae. The record is from RefSeq and is a predicted model, not a curated record.